UUGUACUAUGCAUCAAACAGAUGUCACCAUGAAAUACACAUGCAUUUGAUACAAAAAAUCAAUAUUUUAGUAAUUUUAGUUAUUUGUUUUCUCGCCUGAGAAAAAAUGUUUUUAGCAAAAACAAUAGUUAAUAUUUUAGUUUUUCAAAAUAUUUUUGCACAUGGAAAUUUAUUACUAUAUUCUUCACGUAAAGUAGAAAUACCAGCAUUAGAAAGUAUUCAGCGAGACGAUUUACAAUUUUAUUUAGAAAAAAAUAAGUUAGAUAAACCGAAAUUAGUAACAUUUAAUUAUGAAACACUAAAUGAAAAUGUUCUAAAUGCGUUUAAAUCAAAAUACAGUUGUUACGUACCAAAUGCGAACAUUAAUUUUGAAAAUGCAACUGUGUUACUGGGAAAUGCGGACCAGGAUAAAAUAACUAUAAAACGCAGUCUUCUACCCUUUCAACACGAUGAGAACGUAGUGAUAGUGUUAUCUCCGUUGAAAAGGAGACCCAAACGGGCAAUAAAUAUAUCUACUGAGUUACCAACAACUGUACCAAAGUACACCACAGCUGAUACAACCACCGGCAAUGUACCAACAGGCCCCGUACUAUUCGGAGCAUCAUUUAAGGAUGUUCAAACUAUGAUAUACUCUUCUAAACCACCCCUAUUAUACAUAGAUUCGACUUCUUUGAGCUUGGGAAAUCCAAAAUCGAGCAGUAUCGAUUCCAGAGAUUCUUACGUUCGUCUGAUAGUAACGAUACAGGUUAACGAUGGUCCGGAAAAGGUAGUUUUGCGUUUCAGAUUCCCCUGGCUAAACGGCUAUUGGUCUUUGACAAGCGUUGACGUUGAAAAAGACACAAAGACGUACAAUUUGAGCAUCCUGAAUGACGUGAAUGCACCCAGGAGGUUUUCGUAUCACUGUGGGGGCGAAACAGUUUUUAAAAAUGAAGAAGCCAAACUGAUUUUGUACGAGAUUCAAGCCCAACCGGACGCACAAGAUAACAAGUUCAGCGACGCAUACAACUGCGUACCAUUUACCACUAUUCCGAUAUGGUCUGGAUUGUUUGUUACAUUUAUACUGAUUAUAGGACUCAUCAUAGGUUUGGAUGCGCUGGGAAGCAUUAAAACUAUGGAUAAGUUCGACAAUUAUAAGACGAAGCAACUGAGUAUUACGGUUGCUGAAUAAUUGGCGAUUUUUUUCUUAAAUUUAUCUUUUAUCGCUAAAGGUCAUUGCUAUGGUAGGUAAUCAUGAUUAAUUUA
Molecule: messenger RNA, 1241 nt
Organism: Agrilus planipennis (emerald ash borer)
Lineage: Eukaryota; Metazoa; Arthropoda; Insecta; Coleoptera; Buprestidae
Exons: 2
Coding region: 106-1167 (353 amino acids)
Cellular component (GO): proton-transporting V-type ATPase complex
Source: RefSeq, a predicted model, not a curated record